Molecule: messenger RNA, 1107 nt
Organism: Alternaria arborescens
Lineage: Eukaryota; Fungi; Ascomycota; Dothideomycetes; Pleosporales; Pleosporaceae
Exons: 1
Coding region: 1-1107 (368 amino acids)
Source: RefSeq, a predicted model, not a curated record
AUGCCUGAUUACGCGCGGCAGAGCGCCCUGGAUCUGGAUGAAAUGUACGGCAGUUAUGCCAAAAACGAGAGCAACAUCGCUACGAUGAGAAACAUUCGCACCAAGGAGAAAAUGAACAGCGCUGUAAGUGACCGCAAUUGGCGGAGCUCACACGAAGAAAUUACUGAGCUUCAAACACAGCAUCACUGCGAGGACAAAGAGUGUGGCGGCAGUCCAAGCAUGAGAUGUGUCAGCGCGCUGCACUUUUGCUGGUGUCUUGCUCCCAUCGUCGACAAAGACAAAAAGUCAGAUACAUACGGCCAAGUCGUAGUAUGUGGGCAGCGCUUCCAGUGCAUCUCCCCCAAAGGAUGCGCCAGGCAUCCAUAUCUUGAAGGCUUCAACAUCGACAUCAGGGACGCGCGCAACGGCUACCCUGCCACCGAGGUCAGAUGGAGGCUCAUUUUCGAGUUGUUCAAAACUGAACACGAUGCAGCAUUGGCUAAUAACGCGGAGCAACAAGAACUGUCAAGAGAUUGGGAGGGUAUGACCGACCAUCAAAAGCGGCGCCAGCGAAAACUGCAGGACCAAGCCGUGUUCCAGAGACGUUGUGAACAGGAGCGGGCUGCUGGCCGAUGGGAGAUCAAUCAGUUGCCGUUGAUAGAUGAAGAGAUGUUCCUAGCAAGGGACGAAGACAUUGUAGGUGCUGCAGUUGGAUCUUAUGGUUUGUGUACCGUGUAUCGAGCGCCAUCUACCAGACCAUUAGUCAGACUAACGUACGCCGUCAAGGAUGACUACAGGCCUAUAACCCCCGAAUCCGACGAACCGUCAUCUGCGAAAGCGACACUGAGAACGCUACCCAUCGCAACUCUUCUUCUGACCAAAGACUCCGAGUUACUGUCUGCUCCUACAGACGCGGGCGAAGUCACAGACCAGCAAGCAUCCAUCAAGAUAUCUGCGACUCGACUCCAUUGGAGAGGCACUAAGACACAGGGUGACAAAGCUACCCCGAAGCCCGAUGAGAAAGAUGACAAGAGUCCUAGAGUUAGGGAUGGUAUGAGAGGCGGCAACGCGGGCAUCAGUGUAAAGGCCGGUUUGCGCAACAAGACUGGAAGGUACGCAUGCGUAUGA